Messenger RNA from Xenia sp. Carnegie-2017, 1731 nucleotides. RefSeq names its product rho GTPase-activating protein 6-like. Lineage: Eukaryota; Metazoa; Cnidaria; Anthozoa; Malacalcyonacea; Xeniidae. Bases 308 to 1708 code for a protein of 466 amino acids. The transcript is spliced from 10 exons. Gene Ontology annotation, biological process: signal transduction. The record is from RefSeq and is a predicted model, not a curated record.
UAUCAGUAAGAUAUGACGCCGCUUUUGGUAGUCGAUAUCCAAUGAUGACGAACAAAAUUAUAGACGAGGCUUAUGCGUUCAUGCAAAAGCAUAAUUGAUUCUGCAUGCGUAUGAACAAAAGUCAUCGCGACAGGACUCCGAAAUAUUAUGCAUUGACACGAUUACAUUGUAUGAGAUAUCAAAUUAGGCUGUUGUGUUCGCUACAAAUAUAUGGAGAGAAAUCUUGUUCUUGGACACUACGAUGCGUCUUUUUUAUACAACUUCAUGUUUAUUAGUCACAAUUGAUGAAGUUCAUGUGUAAGGUUCGAUGCUCACAAUGGAGAAGUUUGUCAAACCAUGGCGGAAUCGAACAAAGAUUGUCUCAAACGCUGGUACAGCACUAUGGACGCCUAAGGGUAGUUGUUGCUGGUUAUCGGCGGCUGGUCAGUCAGUUGUUCUCACAGAAACCACUAUAUCAGUAUUAUCUGGACCUGAGCGCCGUGCUUUGCAACGUUUAGCUUUACAUAAACUGCAGGCGUUGAGUAUACAAUGUACAAUACCUUCCAACAAAGGUGAAGGGAAAAAUUUUGGCAAGAGAUUAAAGAGGUCACUUAAAGGACGCAAACGAUCAAUUACCGAGAAUGGAUUGUUAUUUAAUGGAGGUAAAGGUAAAACGGCGAUUUUUGGAACCCCCCUUGAUGUUGUCAUAAAAAAUGAUCACAUAUCACAAACCGGCGUCAAACCCAAUCCACGGCGAACGAGAAGAAAAAGUGAGCCUAGUGGUAUUUCUCAAGAAGUAAAAGAAAAACUAUCGAGAAGACGACGUGCAUCAUCCAACACACCGCCUGCAACAGCAACCCUUAAACGACAAUUGAAGCAAAAUAUGUACAAUAAUACCCCGAAGAAAGAAUCGUCCACGACUUCAGUUCUGAGAUUGGCAAGCUCAUCUAGUGAUUUAAAUAAGCCCAAGAGACAUAGCGAUGGUGAAUCCGCGUCAAACAUCUAUUCCGAGCAAGCAUCUUCUGGUUGGAAAUCUUCUCGACUGAUCGAUGCUUUGACAUUGUCGUCAACGUCAGCGUCUGCAUCUUGCUUGCUAAAAAAACCAGAGCUUCCAAUACCAUCUCCACCCAAAGUUCCAUCUAUUGUCUUACAGUCAGUCGACUUUCUUCAAACACAUGGUUUACAUGUCCUGGGAAUUUUCAGAGUUCCCGGUUCAAAGAAAAGACUAAAGCAGUUCCGUGAAGAGUUCGAUAAUGGCUUUCGGGAAAAUUUUUCUGACGAAGAUAAUGCACAUGACGUGGCUGCAUUGUUUAAGGAAUUUUUUCGUUAUUUACCAGAACCUUUGAUGACGAGAGAGUUAUAUUCAGCCUUUUUGUCCACUCAAAGAUUCAAAGACACAAAAACACAGUUAGAAGGACUGAAGUACUUAUGGUACCUUCUUCCUGACUCAAACCGCGACACACUACAUUGUUUACUGUGUUUUCUAAGGAAAGUCGCGUCAUAUGCCGAAGAUACAAAGGAUGAAAACGACCAAAUUAUUCCUGGCAAUAAGAUGAACUGCAGAAACCUCGCUACGUUAAUGGGUCCAAAUAUACUACAUAAGGUAAAGAGUCCUCACUUGCAAAACUUUGUCGUGGAGGACCAACAACGAGCCGAAGAACUCGAUGAAGUGAUUGACGUUACCGAAGACUUGAUUUAUCAUCAUGAAAGCUUUUCCGCGGUAUGUUAAAGCACAUCAUAAAUCAAACUCAA